This is a messenger RNA of Strongylocentrotus purpuratus (purple sea urchin), 2419 nucleotides long. RefSeq names its product tigger transposable element-derived protein 4-like. The record is from RefSeq and is a predicted model, not a curated record. Lineage: Eukaryota; Metazoa; Echinodermata; Echinoidea; Camarodonta; Strongylocentrotidae. Bases 347 to 1243 code for a protein of 298 amino acids. The transcript is spliced from 2 exons. Gene Ontology annotation, cellular component: nucleus. Gene Ontology annotation, molecular function: DNA binding.
UUCAUACUCACUUGCAUUCUAUCGUUCAUCAAGUCUGCAUAUUUUCUGUCGUCAGCUGUGAUUUACCAACCAACGUCUUAGAGUCGCCUGCCGUUUUCAAGUCAAGUUCAAAUCAUCAGUGAUCAAGUUUUGCUGUCUGUUUCGCGGUGCGAAGAUUUUUUGGACUUCAAAGCUACCAUAGGUCAAGUUUGUCACUGUAGUCGCUGUUUUUCAUCUAUCCAGUAAUCAAGCCGUCAGAAUUCUAGUUUAUCAGUUUACCCGUCAGUUGCCGUACAAUUAUUCCCGACAAAAAAAAUUGAAUAAAAAAGCUUUACAGCUUUAUAUCUCCAUUUACGGCUGGACGUACAUGGACUCCCAAACUCCUAUUUCCCCUUUCUUCAACUUUUCACUGUCAAUGGCUGCUAACGCAAAUUACUGCAAUCCUUAUCGCUUUCCUUCUCGCAACAUGCUAUCACUUGAGAUGAAGCUGGAAGUCAUCAAGAUGCACGACCAGCUGAACAUGAGCAGCCGAGCAAUCGUUGAGGCGCUUGGUAGUCGCGGGCUUCGCUGCGGAAAGACACAAGUGCUGAGCAUCAUUAAGAGCAAGAGGAGGUGGUUGGACAACUAUGAGAGUAACAUCCCUCUUGGUCGGAAGAAGAAGUCACAAAAGACGGGGAACGAGGAGAUGAAUGACCUCCUUUAUGAAUGGUAUAAAGAUUCUACAGCAAGAAUGUUUCCGGUGUCUGGUCCACUACUUCAACGGAAGGCCCUAGAAAUCGCGAAGCAACUGGACAACCAUGAUUUCAAGGCUUCCAACGGCUGGCUGGAGUCAUUUCAAAGGAGACAUAACAUCGUGUUCGGAAAUAUGAAUGCAGAGAGUGAAGGCGUGGACACCAACACCGUCGACGGGUGGAAGGAGGAGGUUCCUGAGAUCUGUGCCACCUGCAAAUGUUCGAAAGAGCGGGUUACAGUGAUGGAGUGCGACAACGCCCUUGGGGAGAAGGAGAAUCCGCUACUCAUCUACACGGCCAUUAAACAAGAGGAAGAGGAGAGUGAUGGAGAGGAUGCUGGAGAGCCGCCGUACCCUACCAGCAUCCAGAACUUCAGAGAUUUUGCUGAAAAGCUGGCCGAGAUGAAGGCUUUCGCAGUGAUGAAGGGGUGCAGUGGUCUUGUGGAAGCUUUGAUGGAGGUGGAGGCAGAAUCACUAAAGGAGGCCGAGUCGGCCAGGCAGUCAAGUAUUCUGGACUAUUUCAAGAGAGUUUGAAUGUCCACCCACAACCCAAAAGCCCUUUUUAGGGCCUCCCAUCACCAAAAAGCUCUUUUUAGAGCUUACAUGACACUGAAUGAGAAACGUCCCCGUCGUAGUGUCGGUAAUGCGUUGGCCAAACGUAGCUAAUUCUCACAUUACAAUUAAGAGAAAUUCAUGACACAUUAAUUCAUUCAAUAAAGCAAGUUAUUCGUAUUCGAUUCUCAACAUUAAAACAUUGAAUGAAAGCAAAAUUUUAAAAGUGAAAGAUUUCUUCUAUUUGAGUACAGUUUCUCAAUAAGGGACAUUCUACAGUAUCUCUGUUUUCGUGUCGGAUCGGUAGGGGGGGCGGCUGUAAGAGUUACUAGAAAUGGAACAGUUAUUUUGUUCCACCUUCCUUUUAUAUUUAGUGGUCACAACAAGACCAACACGAAUCUUUAAUGAGACUGAUCCUAAAGUAACACUACCAAAUCAGUCCAGAUAAAUAUAUUGAUCAUAUCGGUCAAUUUUGAGACCUUAAAGGUAAUGCAAAGUUUUUUGGAAAUUUUGAAAAUUGGAUUGAUAGUAAUUCUUUAAAAUGUUGAUAUAUUUGGAUGCCCCUGUGGGUGUAUUAUAAGUACUAGAAAAUGUAGCCCCUAAAACACUUCUGCUUUCGAGAAAUUGAAAAAUCAAAAAUAUACCGACAGGUAAUUUCAAAUAUUUCAUAUACUAUAUAGCACCUAAGGCCACUCCAUGGUAGCUGCAUCCAAGAAAAUCUCAGAAUAUGCAGUUCUGAUAUAUAAUUUUCAAACGGGAAUAGCAAAUUGGUCGAUUGUAGUACAAAAACAUUGUUUUAAAGCUAAAGUAAUAUCAGUCUUGAGAGGGCGCUUUACAACAUAAUGAGUUGUUUAUGUACAAUUUCAUCACUUUAGACUCAAUUUCAACCGCGAAAAUGAUCAUUGAAUAUUGUAAAAUCGCAUAUGCUUCCAAUAUGUUCAUUUGAACCAAAUUCAGGAUCCCAUGCCAAAACUUGGUGUAAGGCCCUGGAAAAUAGGCCUCCCUCAAAAUUUUGCAUACAUUUAUCUUGUUAGUAUUGUCAUAUAUUUUACACACCAGUAUCUUAAAAAGUUUGCACAUUCUUCAGGGCUUGCUGCAAAGAUGCAGAAACCCAACCCCUGUUUCCAAGAAGUGGUGACUCAUAUUGUGCCCUCUCCC